GUAAAUACACACGGUACCGGUGAAGGAGGUGUUUCGCUGAGCUGCGGGACCGGCUCGCCGUCAAACUGCUGACUAAAAAUGGUCCAUUUUAACAAACGCACGUUAGCGUGGAGCGCGAAUGCCACGGUUACAGCGGACGGCGGGACUACGGAUUUAAAGCUCCGCGAUGACGGUUCCGGUGCAUUGGUUUAGUAUAUGACAUAAAGGACCGUGAACAGAUGAUGGUUUACGUUAAACGUCUUUUAUUUAUUUGACUCGGUUGUGAUUGUCGAGCGAAAGGUUUCAUUGCUGUCGCCGUCUCUGGUUGAAAACAUUGUUGCAAACGUUGAUUUAUCGGCACAUCAAAGCAAGAUGACAGUGGAAAACACAACUAUUAAAAGUCGGAUUAAAAAUCUCCUUCGACAGCCGUCCAUCAAAUUAAGAAGAAGCAAACCUGGCAACAACAAGGAGAAUCUCAGCAGUAAGGUGACUUUGGAUAAAGUUUUAGGCAUCACCUCUGCUGGGAACCGGGCUCUGGCAUGUGAUCCACACUCGGGGCUGGUGGCCUACCCGGCCGGGUGUGUGGUGGUGCUGCUGAAUCCUAGAAAAAACAAACAACAUCACAUUCUCAACAGCUCCAGGAAAGCCAUCACCACCGUCUCUUUCUCUCCUGACGGCAAAUAUGUGGUCACGGGUGAGAGUGGUCAUAUGCCGGCGGUGCGUGUCUGGGAUGUGGCGGAGAGGACGCAGGUGGCCGAGCUGCAGGAACAUAAGUACGGCGUGGCGUGCGUCGCUUUCUCCCCCAACAGCAAAUACAUUGUCAGUGUGGGUUACCAGCAUGACAUGAUCGUCAACGUCUGGGCCUGGAAGAAAAACGUGGUGGUUGCUGCCAACAAGGUCUCUAGUAAAGUGUCGGCCGUGUCUUUCUCAGAUGACAGCUCGUACUUCGUCACGGCAGGAAACAGACAUGUGAAGUUUUGGUACCUGGACCACACCAAGUCGUCGAAGGUGAGUGCCACUGUGCCGUUACUGGGUCGAUCUGGUCUUCUGGGAGAACUGCGGAAUAAUUUCUUCAGCGAUGUGGCCUGUGGAAAGGGCUGGAAAGCGAGCAGCACAUUUUGCAUCACUUCCUCUGGGCUGCUCUGUGUGUUCAGUGACAAAAGAAUGCUGGACAAGUGGGUGGAGCUCAGGAGAAAUGACAGUUUCGCAACUAGUAUGGCCACGUCUUUGUCCGUCACCGAGGAUCUGAUAUUCUGCGGCUGUGCUGAUGGUACAGUGAGAGCCUUCAGUCCCAUUGACCUGCACUUUAUCUGCACACUGCCUCACCCCCACAGCCUGGGCACGGACAUCGCCACUGUCACUGAGGCCAGUCACCUCUUCACCUACAAGGAGAACGUCCGGUAUCCCGACACAGUUGCCGUGUCCUAUGACCCCACCAACCGCUGGCUGUCCUGCGUCUACAACGACCACAGUCUGUACGUGUGGGAUAUUCGCGAUCUCCGUAAGGUGGGCAAGGUGUAUUCGGCCCUGUACCACUCGUCUUGCGUUUGGAGCGUGGAGGUAUAUCCAGAGAGAAAGGAUGGCGAGUCACGUUUGUCUCCCGGGUCUCCUGGGUCCUUCCUCACCUGCUCAUCUGACAACACGAUCCGCUUGUGGAACACAGACGCUCAGAACACGACGCUCAACCGGAACGUUAUCAGCGGUGACCUCCACAAGGUCAUUUAUAUGGACAACAACACCUCCACCCUUUUGGACACAGAUUGCACCCUCUCUAGUAACUCGGAGAAGGUCGACCCGCAGACCUCCGAGAACCGGACAGGCAUUAGGACCAUGUGUGUGAGCCCAGAUGAAAUGCACUUGGCAUCAGGGGACCGCAAUGGAACGCUGAGAAUCCAUGAUUUGGAGAGCAUGGAGGAGAUUCUGGAUGUUCAGGCCCACGACUCUGAGAUCUUGUGUUUGGAGUAUUCUAAACCUGAGACCGGGCUGAAGCUGUUGGCCACGGCCAGCAGAGACCGACUGAUUCACGUUCUGGAUGCUGAUAACGAAUACAGCCUUCUUCAAACUCUGGAUGAACACUCGUCCUCCAUCACUGCCGUCCGAUUCGCUGCUAAUGAGGGUAAAGUCAGAAUGAUCACAUGUGGAGCGGAUAAGAGUAUAUACUUCCGCACAGCACAGAAGACAACAGACGGUACAACAUUCACACGAACGCAUCACAUAGUGAGAAAGACAACGCUGUACGACAUGGACAUCGACCCCACCAGAAAAUAUGCUGUCGUCGGAUGCCAGGAUCGCAGCAUCAGGAUCUUUAACAUUGCCAAUGGCAAACAGAAGAAAGUCUACAAGGGCUCUCAGGGAGAGGACGGGACACUUAUCAAGGUCCAGACAGAUCCAUCAGGUUUGUAUGUGGCCACAAGUUGCUCGGACAAGAACAUCAGCAUCUUUGACUUCUACACUGGAGAAUGUGUGGCCACCAUGUUUGGACACUCUGAGAUUGUAACUGGGAUGAAGUUUACUAAUGACUGUAAACAUUUGAUAACGGUGUCAGGAGACAGCUGUAUCUUUGUAUGGCGACUGUGUCCUGAGCUGACCAUUAACAUGAGACAGCGUCUCGCAGAGCUCAAACAAAACAGCAGACCGGUUCAGAAGACUCCUCCAAACAAACAGAACACAGUUAGCACAAGAAGAGAUGUCCACAGUGCUCCUGUCAUCGGCACCAUGUCAUCUGAUAGUGACAAGGAUGUGGAGGAAGAGGAGGGUAUUGAGGAGGAAGAUGAGAUGUUCCCUCAGCUAUCAUCAUCAGGCGAGGAAACCGGAUCAUCAGAGGAGAAACACAACAAUCUCAACUCCCAGAUGAAGAAGCAACACAACAGCGGUGUUGAGCAUCACGAUGGUUCAGGUCCACGGCCGAGGCGCCGCUGGUCCAGACGGAUCGGCAGCAUGGAUCUAAAGGUGAAGUCAAUGUUGGACCUGAGGCAGCUGGAGUCCUUCGCUAUGCCUCUCUUUCCCAGUAAAACCACUGAUGUUCAUAAAAAACCACCACCACGCAGGAACCAAGAACUGGGAAGCACCAUCAGUCUCCAGACCAUCGCUGCAUGGGUACCUGAAGAGAAUGGCUCAGAAAGUCAAACUCGUCCUCAGUACAUUGAGUUGUCCUCUCAGACUCCAGAUGCGGAGGUGCUGUAUCCUGAGGGAUGUGAAGACCAAAUCAGUCUGGCUGGCAGUGAGUAUCAGGUGAAUAGGUUUCCUCCUGGAAUGAGAUGUGCUAAAGUCAACACUUGCCUUGAGAAGCAGAGUCCAGACAGCGCCUGCUCAAUGGAAUAUUCCAGCAGCCGUCUGUCCAGCCCUGAGCAUCCUGGAGAAUUUCUAUUUUUUGGGGACUCUGAGCCCACUGAGCCAUUGAGCGUCGAUGGAAACUCUUCGGAACUGGAUAUGGAGGAUCUGGAUGAGGAAGAAGACGACACCUUGAAGAACAGUGAUGUUCAGACUCCCGUGCCUCAGACACCAGACCAGGAGGCAUUUCUUAAGAAACACUUUGCAAACCUCUCAGACCUCAACACACCUGCAAGUUCAACCAGAGUCACCGCAACCAUCUCUGACAGCAUAUCGUCAAAGUUCUUCUCUCAGAAUUCCCCUAGCAGAACUGGAUUCCCAUUCCCCUCAAACAAAAGCACUAAUGGUAAGACCACCAGCGGCGUGGUGCGGCCCCUUAUCUCAGAGGUGCGGCCCAUCAUGGAAAACAAAAGACAGCAGGAAAUCCAGAGCUCUGACAGGACAUUUCAGCGUUUGAUCCAGAAGAAACGCACACCCGUCACAGACUCCCGCAGGCUCAUCAGCCCAAUCGCUAAAGCUGCCGCGAGUCAGAGCGGAUCGGCGGGCAUGAGGAAAGCUCAAUCCAUCCACAACAUCUCCUCAGAAGCUGAUGUGGUCCAGACACCUCCUCGUCCAUCUAAAGAAGUCCAACCACUGAUCCAAAACUCAGAACGAGGUGUCCUACACCACACUACACCACGACGUUCCCUUCCCACUGUCCCACUCACCAGCCCUAUGACCCCGCUCACACAGGACAUCACCACACCCACAAGACCCAAGUCUCGCUCUUACAUGAGCCCUACCACCAGCUCCAUGGCCAAGAUGUCCCGCUCCGUGUCCAUGGGGGACAACCUGAACGCGGUGGAACUAGAAGAGCCUGGAUCCUCAGAUCCACGCCCGGACUUCACACGGAGCACCUCACAGAGCAAGCCAACAACUCCCGUCGCCAUAGUUUCCUCUCCAAAUACUACUGCGGCACCCUUUCCAGGCCCGUACACACCUCACGCUGCAGUUGCACCGAUGCUCAGCGCUGGCUCGAGUGAAAGUCCUUUCUCCAAAAGUCUGCAAGCCAGACUGACCGGCAGUGCUCGCCCCCUGCUCCAUAUCGACAUUCCCAAUCCUCUUCCAGUCAAACCUUCCCUGUCUUCCCUUUCACCCAGCAGCAAAAGCCCAAGGUUUGUACAAAAGGAUAAAGGGUUCGCAAGCAGAACCCCAACGACUCCGUCUUCACUUCACGAAGCGUGUUUGGUGCAGCCGGUCACAGCUGUGCGUCUGACCCCAUCUGAAACCACGGAUCGGAUCGAUGUCAGUUUGGUGCUCAUUUCAGAUCCGUCUAAAGAUUUGACUGAAGCAGAACUCAACUCAAACGCAGAGACGGAAAAAGAGGAAACCACCAGGGAUGAGUGUUCUUCAACGGGACAGUGCAGUCCAGGUGUUCUUCAGGACUCAGACGCAUGUCUCAAUGUGGAUUCUUGUAGGCUGCUUGCCAGUGAACUGCAGAGCGGUUUUCAAAGAGCCUCCCACCUCUAUAAAAUGCUAAGCAACUCCAGCGACUCCGGCGAGGAGCAGCAGGAAAUGACACGUGUCCUGGCCGAAGCUUUUGAGGCGAUGAGAGUCGAGCUGAAUUCCCUUCCUCCGUGCCCUCCUCAAAGACUGCCCAGCGCCGACAGCGCACGCACGUUCGCUAACACUGACGACCGGACGCUUGCCCUUUUAGAGCAGUACUCCAAACUUCUCCUCAACGCUGUGGAAAAGAGGAUGGACAACAAAAUCUGAGUACUCGUAACAGGAUUUGAAGCCAUGAUACUGGAUUGCAGAAGCGAGGAGUUUGAAAUAAAGAGUUUGAAAAGAACGCAGAUAUUCUACCUCCAUGUUUAGCGCUGUUACGUCAGCAACACACCCUUGAUGGUUCUUGCCACUGAUCAUUUUGUGCCCUGCUACUAAAGACAUGUCUGGAUGUUAUUGCCAUUCAACAUGGCUGCCAAAUGAACUAUAAACGAUCAUCGAGGGUUAUCCAUCAUGCUGGCUGCAUGGUACAGCCAUGGAUUAUCAUUUUAAAGACGUUUUUUUAUGCAUGGAUGCAGUCUGACGUAUGUUGAAGUGAAACACUGUUACAACAAACUGUUGUUGAGAGAACGCUCAUGUUUGAAUUUGAUAUUUCAAAUUUCUCUUUCAGAGGGACCAGUAUCCCUGGAAGUCUUAACAAGCCAGAUUUAUCCCACUUUUAACGUUUUAUUACUACAAUGAUUUUAUACUGAAUGUCGUGUUUGUGCUGAUGCUCUCAAGUUCAAUUGGGACGGUGGGAUGUGUAUUUAUUAUUAUGUGAUGAUGGGUCACUGUUUGUUGUACGGUGACGUCGUGUCAGGAAAGUUCAGUAUCACCAGAAAUUUGAUAUUUAGGGAUUGCAAAAAAAAAACGUUUUACCAAUCUAACUGAAUUAUGAAGAAUGAUUUUGUCUUUUGAUAGCUUUUGUACUUGAAAUUGGAUUUGUCUCAAGGAUACAGGUGCCUUAACGUUGACCAGCAGUUUGUCAUCGAGGAAUAAAUCCGGCAUUUGUACUUCAUACAGAUUCCUUUUAGGUUGCAGAUGGCAGCCAAAGCAAAACUGCCACAAUAAACACAACGGAAUUGAAUCGCUCUGGUGAUGCUGGGGAAUAUUUCUUAACCUAAUAGAAAUGUAGUGGGAAAACAUGUUGAGAAAUGACACAAAUCCGAAUGCUUUCGAAUGAUAUUCUUCUUAAAGGUACGUUUUGUUAAAAAGUGGUGUUCUUUUAGUCAUUUACAGCUAAACAAAAUCUGUUAUCACUUCCUAAAAAUCCUUUCUGUAUAUCCCAUAAUUCCUUGCUAAAUAGAUGAUGUUGCUUCUCUAACCUCCGGUAGAAACAAGCCUUCUUUUCCUUAAUUCCAUAUUGAUAAUGUACAGUAAAGCACUGUUUGUGUCCAAGCUAAUGAUGGCGUUUGUAGUUAAGUGUACUGUAACCUCUUAUCUAUAUGAGCAUACUGUAUUUGAUAGUGUUCAGAUUCUCUUGUAUUGUUAAAAAGUGAAGAUGCUUCACAAUUUUUUGCUACCAUAAAUGAUUUUGUCAUGGAGCAAAAUCUGCAGUCACUCAGACACAACUUUAAUUUUUUGCAUUAUAUUGAGGAUAUCAAAAUCUACGCAAUUGACCAAAUGCCUAAUCUGAAAAAAUAUGUACCUUGCGGACACGCUUCAACACUGCAAAUUCCACUUUAAAGACUGUCAUGAUGUCACAACUCUUAUAUCUCUUUGGUCUUAUGGACAAUUGGUGCAAAUGACCAGUUCAAUGCUGAACAACGUUUUUGUAUGCUUCUAUUUUUAGACCAACCUAUAAUACCCCUUUUUUGAGAUUGCACCGGCAAUCUUGCAUUUAGGAAUCUAAUACUUACAAACUGUUUUUGGUACAGUAUGCAUUCCCCAUCUUUUAAUAUUUAAACAUAACUUGAAAUGCAUGAGAUAAAAAUGUCAUAAGCUCAAAUUCAGACAGAAUUCAUUUAGUUACUAAGCAACCAGGAAUGAUGCAGAACUAAACAUUGUACGGAAAGUAGGAUUACAUUGGUAAGAGUGUCAACCGAAUUCUUCUAUACUACAGCAUGAACACACUACUUAUGCAUGAGGAUCGGUGGAUUUUGGGGUCAGCUCGCUCUUUAAACUAGAACGCAUGCUUGCCAGCUUGACUUGCUCCUCAUGAACAAUCAUUUGAACCUUUAGCUUUCAGCUCUGUUUCUGUGAUGACCAAGCUUUGCUCUCAUUGAACAUAUGACCGAAUGAUGAAAUGAUGUAGUCUAGGAUGACAGAUGGACCAGUUUCAAAGAACGUUUGUUUCUUUUGCUCCAAUACCGAAGUCAAGUGUUUUUAUCCUUAGUGUUUAUAAGAUCUAUCAUCCACAGUCUUUCUCAGAGAAGUCAAACAAAUAAAA
This is a messenger RNA of Triplophysa rosa, 7222 nucleotides long. It is a transcript of the gene mapkbp1, whose product is annotated as mitogen-activated protein kinase binding protein 1. Bases 352 to 5064 code for a protein of 1570 amino acids. The transcript has 31 exons. Gene Ontology annotation, molecular function: protein binding. NCBI's taxonomy places the organism in Eukaryota, Metazoa, Chordata, Actinopteri, Cypriniformes, Nemacheilidae. The record is from RefSeq and is a predicted model, not a curated record.